UCACUUCAAGUUUGCGCCCCUUCAUAUCAAACCCUCUAACUGACAAGCUGCCAUUCAUCUACCCAUCACUCUUCUUUUUUAUCUAAAAGUCUCUUCUGCCGACCAUCUCGAUUUCUCAUCGAAGUAGUCACUUCUGCCAAUCCCGACCUUGGCUUCACCAUGUCUCUCUGCCUCAAUCGCCUCCAGGAGGAGAGGAAACAAUGGCGUCGCGAUCAUCCGUUCGGCUUUUUCGCAAGACCCGUCCGAGGCGCCAACGGCGUCCUUGACCUCAAGAAUUGGGAAGUGGGCAUACCAGGGAAGGAAAAGACCAUUUGGGAGGGUGGCCUGUUCAAGCUCACACUCUCGUUUCCGGAUGAAUACCCUACGAAGCCACCAAAAUGCAAAUUCUCUCCCCCUCUUUUCCAUCCAAAUGUCUACCCUUCUGGCACAGUCUGUCUCUCGAUCCUGAACGAAGAAGAAGGUUGGAAGCCAGCAAUCACCAUCAGGCAAAUCCUCAUCGGCAUUCAAGACCUGCUCAAUGAUCCCAAUCCCGAAUCGCCAGCCCAAGCGGAUGCAUACAACCUGUUCAAGAAGGAUCGGGCAGCAUACGAACGAAAGAUCAAAAGCGUAGUCAAAGAAAAUCCCGCACCGUAAGAACAACGGACAUCUAGCAUUUGGGGAGUGGAUGUUAUUGGCAAUGAUACCGACGGGCAUGAAUUCAUGAUCAACAUGUGCAUUAGUUACGAGCGCGGCGUUGGACUGGCUUUCAGGACAGGACCUUUUAGAAGAUUUGGGCAAGGAGGACUCUCUACCUGCAGAAUGCGCAUGAGAUUGAACCUGAUGCACUCCACGUGUUGGUGAUCCAGAGGAACAACGUUUGCAAGGAUUGGUGCCUCACUGGCUCAGUAAGGGCGUUCGAUUAUUUGCCUGAGGCUCGCGACGGCGGCGACAACGCCCAAAGAGUGAAAGCGUGGGGGGCUUGGAUCAGACCCUCUGCAUAAGGACGAGUGCGGGGAUUCGGAUAUCUGCAGCAAAGGCGAGCGAUAUUGGGUAAGCUUGCAGUGGCUUGCCCAAAAGCUGCCCAAGAGCUUACAGGGGGAAUAUCAUCCGCCAUUCAGCUUGGACGUCUGUGUAAAGCCAUCACAAGAGUCGCGUGCCGAAUUCGCAUCGGUGGAAUCCCAGGUAUCGGCCAGACACAAAAACGUCAGUUCUUCAUCGAAGGCGAAAAGCCGUGCAAAAAUUCAAUUUGCUAGUCGUAAUAAUGUGAGGCGAACGAGGGGCGGCAUCGGCCACUGAUGCUCCACUGACAGUCACCCGAUUUUCCUUAUCUUUUGCUUCCAGACAGUGAGGGAAUCGUGGUGAGGUGGGUUUGAAAGGGCUGAAGAAUACAGCGUACCGGCGGG
This is a messenger RNA of Exophiala xenobiotica, 1382 nucleotides long. RefSeq names its product SUMO-conjugating enzyme ubc9. Bases 160 to 633 code for a protein of 157 amino acids. Gene Ontology annotation, biological process: protein sumoylation. NCBI's taxonomy places the organism in Eukaryota, Fungi, Ascomycota, Eurotiomycetes, Chaetothyriales, Herpotrichiellaceae. Gene Ontology annotation, cellular component: nucleus. The record is from RefSeq and is a predicted model, not a curated record. The transcript has 3 exons. Gene Ontology annotation, molecular function: SUMO conjugating enzyme activity.